This is a messenger RNA of Iphiclides podalirius (scarce swallowtail), 348 nucleotides long. NCBI's taxonomy places the organism in Eukaryota, Metazoa, Arthropoda, Insecta, Lepidoptera, Papilionidae. The record is from the annotation of a GenBank genome assembly.
AUGCGAACGGAACGUGUUUUGGUGAUACUGGAGGGAGAGGCGGGAAAAUUGGGGGGGGGGGGGGGUGAAGGGCAACGACCCCCACGGGUCAGUCAGAGCGUCCUGGCGCUUGCAUCAUCGCGGCCUCGUAUCCCGGACACCGGCGGGGGGGCGCGGGCCGCAUUCGUGCUAGGGGGGAGGGGGAAAGGGGCGGUUCCCCCCACCACCGGCCGCCGGGCUCCGCAACUGGGUGGGAGAGUGAGGGAGACGGGUGAGGUGGAGCACAAGGGACCGGGGCAGGGGGAGGGGGCUCGAGCUCGGGCUGAGUUGGGGUGCAGCUUGUCGGAUCAUGGUGGAGGAGCGGAGGGG